AUGCGACGGGGAAGUGGAUUUGUGCACCUCAACACACCGGCGGCAAUCUCCUACUCUCCAGGGCAACAAGUCUCUCUAUCGGAUCUCCGACAAAAGCGCCGCCGUGAGGAAUGUGUCGUAUUACCCCCUAUUAUGACCGUGUGGCGGAGCGCCUUUAGUCAAUACACGAAGAUGUGGGGUUUAACUAAGUUUGCAGGCGAUAUCGAAGCUGAACGGGAAGGUGAGGGACCAAUUUUACCACCCAUAAGGGAGGAAACAGUGGUCAAGUCAACCACUCACAGUUUCAAAGGGAAAAGUACGACCGUAGCCGCUGCCGUUGCUACCCCACCAGGGGAAAAAGGUAUCGAAAUCGUGUCACACCACAAGCUUUGUGGUAAGCAGAGGUUUGUUUAUCCUGAUCAUGAUGGUGUGCUAUCAUCGGGAAUAGUACCGAAGGUUGUGAUAUCAAAAGAGGAAGAGGAGGAGAUGGAAGCGAACAAAAAAUACUAUAUUUCCCCACAGGAAAUGACUGAAGAGGAGCGGAAUGCUUUCGAGGAAUUGGAUGCAAUGUGGAAGAGCUACGCCCGUGGCCGUAGCGAACAAGGGGCAAGACACAGGGCAUUUGCUGGCACCGUUACACCCGGGGAUGCCAUGACAGAAGUUGAAGAAGAAACGGGGAACAACCGUGGAAAUGCACGACGAAGGCUAGAGUCUCAUACACCAAGGCAGCACCCACAGGAAUCUGCUGCGGAGGGUAAUUCGGUAGCACAUAAUACUGAAGAGGCGCUAGAUGAUGCACUGCGGUUAAUUGAUGAACUGUUAGAGUUCAACUAA
This is a messenger RNA of Trypanosoma brucei brucei TREU927, 813 nucleotides long. RefSeq lists its product as hypothetical. The record is from RefSeq and is a predicted model, not a curated record. The transcript has a single exon. NCBI's taxonomy places the organism in Eukaryota, Euglenozoa, Kinetoplastea, Trypanosomatida, Trypanosomatidae. The coding region runs from base 1 to 813 and encodes 270 amino acids. Gene Ontology annotation, cellular component: nuclear cap binding complex.